AUGGCGCCGCCCGACUCCAUCUCCACGCGCUCCUCCCUCCCCCUCGCCGCUGCGCCCAUGUCCGACCCGACCCCCUUCCCCUCCGCUGCGUCGCCGCCUCCAAACCCGCUCGCUGCCGCCGCGUCCUUCCUCCAGCACCACCUCUCCCGCUUAGCUUCCCACCUGAACGCCCCGCGCCCCGCCCUCGCCGCCGCGGCCGCGCGCACGCCGGGCCCCCAGGGCACCUCCCUAUCUCUCGCGCUCGCGCCCGAUGAGGUCGCGCGCGCUCUCACCGGCACUCCCGUCUUCACUGUCUGCAACUCCAGCAACGAGUUUGUGCUCGUCUCCGACCCUGCCACCGGCCUCCGCUCCCUCGGCCUCCUCUGCUUCCGUUCGGAGGACGCCGACGCCCUCCUGUCGCAUGUGAGGACGCGGCAACCGAUGCUAGGGAAGGGGGCAAAAGUGGUGCCUAUUACACUUGAUCAGGUCUAUAUGUUGAAGGCUGAAGGUAUUGCAUUUCGGUUCUUACCCGACCCGCUUCAAAUAAAGAAUGCACUGGAGAUGAAAUCGGGCUUAACUGCUUUUGAUGGUGUUCCUGUUUUUCAGUCAGAUCUUCUGGUUGUGAAGAAGCAGAAGAAGCGCUACUGUCCAAUAUAUUUUCAAAAGGAAGACAUAGAAAGAGAACUUACAAGGGCUUCCAAAGGUUCAAGAGGGUCAGCCUUGUCUAAGCAAAUUAUGGUUGGGAGUUUGGAGGAUAUCCUGAAGAAAAUGGAGAUAAAUGAGAGGAAUUCUGGCUGGGAUGAUUUAAUCUUUAUACCCCCUGGGAAGAGCCUCAACCAACAUAUCAAUGAGGUUACACAAGCAGAUUUGACGAAGAGCUCCGGCAAUACGUCCUCGUCCCCAGUGAACGCUCACCACGACCUGCUCCUCGGCGGGCUUCUCUCGCCAGACUUCGACGCAGCGACGUGCCUCAGCCGGUACGAGGCGUCCAAGCGAUGGAAGACGCCGUCGCCGUUCCUGGUCUCCCCUUACCUCGUCCAGAAGCUGAGGCAGUACGAGUCGAACCAUCGGCGGUGCGGACUGGGCACCGCGAACUACCGCGAGGCCAUGGCGCAGCUCACGUCCGGCCGCAACGGCGACCGCGCCGAAUGCAGGUACGUGGUGUGGUUCCCCAUCCAGGGCAUGGGCAACCGGAUGCUCAGCGUCGUCUCCACCUUCCUCUACGCGCUGCUCACCGGCCGCGUCCUCCUCGUCUACGAACCCCCCGAGAUGGAGGGGCUCUUCUGCGAGCCGUUCCCGGGGACCUCGUGGAUCCUGCCGCCGGACUUCCCCUACAAGGACGUCUUCUGGGUCGGCUCAAGUGACAGCUACCUGCACAUGCUUGAGAACAACGUCGUCCGCUACGACGAUAGCGGCGGCGGCGGCGACGCCAACGCGCUGCCGCCCUACGUCUACUUCCACCUGGAGCAGAUACAGCUCCGGCUCCAGAAUCACACGUUCUGCGAGGAGGACCACCGCGUGCUCGACAGGUUCAACUGGAUGGUGCUCCGGUCAGACAGCUACUUCGCCGUGGCGCUGUUCCUCAUGCCCAUGUACCGGGCCCAACUGGACCUGAUGUUCCCGGCGAAGGCGUCCGUGUUCCACCACCUCGGCAGGUUCUACGACGGGUACCUCGCCGGCGCCGACGAGCGUCUCGGCAUACAGGUCCGCCUCGCGCCGUUCCUUCCGCUCACAUUCGAGGUCAUGUACGAGCAGAUCACCCGGGGCACACGGGAGCAUGGCCUCCUGCCACAAGUGACCGACACCAGCGAGCCGGGUGCCCGGCCGUCCAACGGCACGGCGGCCAAGGUGAAGGCCGUGCUGGUGGUCUCCCUGAAGCCGGAGUACUACGACAAGCUGCACAGCGUGUACUACACCAACGCGACGGCGACCGGCGAGGUUGUCACGGUGUACCAGCCGAGCCACGACCAGGACCAGCACUCAGAGGCGCGGGAGCACAACGAGCGCGCCCUGGCCAAGAUCUUCCUGCUCAGCUACUGCGACAGGUUGGUGACCACGGGGUUCUCGACGUUCGGCCACGUCGGCGCGACUCGCUGGCUGGGCUGCGACCCUGGCUGCUGA
This is a messenger RNA of Miscanthus lutarioriparius, 2100 nucleotides long. The record is from the annotation of a GenBank genome assembly. NCBI's taxonomy places the organism in Eukaryota, Viridiplantae, Streptophyta, Magnoliopsida, Poales, Poaceae.